AUGCAUUCUCUCGACCUUCUCUGCACCAUCGUCGCCCUCCUCCUCGUAUCCCCCAUCGCCGCCGCGCCCACCACGCUCGGCGUCACCUACAAACCCUCCGCCCCCAAUCUCCCAUCCCCCGAGCUCGUCGUCUCCUCCCUCCACUCUCUCCGCGUCCCUGCUGUCCGCCUCGUCGACCCUACCCCCGCCGCCGUACGCGCCUUUGCCUACACCAACAUCAGCCUCCUCCUCUCCGUUCCCAACCAUCUCAUCCCCUCCUUCGCCGCCAAUCGCUCCUCCGCCACCUUCUGGCUCUACUCCCACGUCCUCCCUUACCACCCCCGCACGCGCAUCUCCGUCAUCUCCGUCGGCUCCGACGUCAUCACCACCACCGCCGCCGCCUCCGAUCCAGUCCACGACCUCCUCCCUGCCAUGCGCAACCUCCGCUCCGCGCUCAUUGACCUCGGCAUCCGGUCCAUCCCCGUCUCCACCACCUUCUCCUUUAUCGACAUCAUGACGACCUCGUUCCCGCCUUCCGCCGCCGAGUUCCAGGAACCAAUCGGCUCCCUGCUCAUCCGCCCGCUACUUCACUUCUUAUCGGAAACAAACUCCUCCUUCCUAAUCAACCUCUAUCCCUAUAGAAUCUACACAAUCAACUCCGAGAUCCCGAUCGGCUUUUUGCUUUUCCAGGAAUAUCCUUUCAAUUUCCGCGACGAUGUGAUAACAGGAGUUAGAUACCGGAAUUUGUUCGACAUGAUGGUCGACGCUGUCAUAGCAGCCAUGGCGGUCUCCGGUCAGGAGAAUAUCCCGGUGAUUGUGGCUGAGACAGGGUGGCCGAGCGACGGCGAGGCAGAGUUGGCCGGAAAUUAUGCCGAGAUGUACUUGAAGGGGCUGGUAAAACAUCUCAGAUCUGGAGUCGGGACGCCUUUGAGAAAAGACGGUGCGGCUGAGGUACACAUCUAUCAACUGUUUGAUGAAAGUGAUAUGAGCAGCGACAACAACAGUACUGCAAUGGGUCCAAGGGGGAAUUGGGGGAUUAUGUACAACAAUAUGAGCAUGAAGUACAAUGUUGAAAUAUCUGGUUCCGCAACCGGAGAUGGUAAAAAAUUGGUGGGGAUUACUGUUCUAAUUGUUCUGCCGAGCCUUCUCCUGUUUGCUUAA
Molecule: messenger RNA, 1140 nt
Organism: Striga asiatica
Lineage: Eukaryota; Viridiplantae; Streptophyta; Magnoliopsida; Lamiales; Orobanchaceae
Source: the annotation of a GenBank genome assembly